AUGAACUGGGCACAUCGCAAGAAGAGUCUGGCCCGUGGCUUGCUGAAAAAAUACUCAGCUGCUGACUUUUCUGAGACGCUUUCUGAGGACCAGGUGCCGGAAGCUUUCUUGGCAAUGAUCCUCAUACAGUUUGGCAGCAUGAUUGUGGACCGCGGCAUCUACCUGAGAAAAACCAUGUUUGGCAAGUGCUUGUUUCAGGUUGUGCUUGUCAUUGGAGUCCACUUCUGGCUGUUCUUCAUUCUUCCUGGAGUAACCAAGAGGAGAUUCUGUUUAAACUACGUGGCUCAGAUUUGGUACCUGGGCAAAUGUAUUUACUUUGGCCUGUCAGCCUAUCAGAUCAAAUGUGGCUACCCAAAUCGUAUCCUGGGAAACUUUCUGACCAAAAACUUCAAUUUCCUCAACCUCUUUCUAUUUCAAGGACUGGAUGAGAGUUCAGGCCUUGGGACUUUGAGGGGUGAGACGGAAGCUAUGGAGCCAAUAUUCCUGGAUUUUGUUUCCUCUUCCAGUUUUCGAAUUGUGCCCUUCCUUCUGGAGCUGAGAGCAGUUAUGGACUGGAUAUGGACUGAUACUGCCCUCAGCCUGUCUAGUUGGAUCAGCCUGGAGGACUUGUAUGCCAAUAUUUUCAUCAUGAAAUGCUGGAGGGAAUCUGAGAAGACCCUUUUUGCAAUGAGCUCUCAGCAGCAAAAUCUUGUCCCCUUCUCUCAGAAAGCGUUUGACAACCUGACAGCUCGGUAUGCUUUCCAUCCGGCAGCCAUGCAGUUCAUAUCGAACUAUUACCCAGAGGACAUUACUGUGGCAAAGAUGAAAAGUCAUGCCAGUCUACUCUGGAACAUCAGCCCUGCCAACCGGGCAGCCAUGAUCAAUGAGCUCUCCAAUGCCACAGCUAUUUAUGUCACCUUGACGUGGACCAUUCAGAGGUACCUAGAGACAUCCAAUCCAGGACACUUUCUCCAUGUUUAAGCACCUGAUGACAUUUCAGGAUCUUCAGGUGAUGGGACUUCAAUCACUUGUAGGGCUCUACA
Messenger RNA from Monodelphis domestica (gray short-tailed opossum), 1022 nucleotides. NCBI's taxonomy places the organism in Eukaryota, Metazoa, Chordata, Mammalia, Didelphimorphia, Didelphidae. The record is from RefSeq and is a predicted model, not a curated record.